AUGAGUAGUUUUUUGAAUUGCCUAGUAGUUGAGAGGUAUCAGUAUGUGGCUAAUGAUGAAGAAUUGGUAAAUGCAAUAGAUGAUGUGUCUGCUUUCUACCAAACCAUUACUUAUGAUCAUGUUAUUGGUGGAGUAAAGAUUAAGGGAGAGCAAACUUUGAAAAAUGACCCCGGGCCUAUUAAAGAUUAUACGUUCACUAGGAGGAAUAUCGGUGAUGACGAGGAAGGUAAUCCUCAAGUCAAUAAUGCGCAAGGACAAGAAGACAUUUUAUGCACUUCCCCUUGCCCUCCCUCUCUCUUCCUCUUCCUUCCACCACCGAAGUCAUCGUCGUCGGACAAAGCACCAUGGACGCCACCACUGAAGCCACUCCUUUUUCUCCCCGACUCUGAUCUCUUGCUCUCUCAUAAGAAAUUGAUUCUUAGUUCGUCGUCUACUGUUAUCCAUCCGAAGAGACAGACAUACCCUCUGUUCAUGAUACAUUCAAGGCCACGAAAUCGAUUUUGGAACCCUAGUUCUGCUCUACUCAGAAACUCAUACGACUUCAAGUGCCCGAACUUUGACGAUAUUGAGAAACACCAUGACUUCUAGAACUUACUCCAUGGUACUGCCACCGCAUCUGUAGCUGCAACUUAAAAAACUAUCCCAGCGGCUAUUUUAAAUUUGAUUCAAUGUUUUGGAAUAUGUUUAUGUUGGCUUGUUUUGGACUACUACUGGUUGCUAUCAAACAUUUGCUAGCAAUGCCAUUACGUUUACUUCAAAUCAUUUCCUAGUCUUGCCAAGCAUUUUAAUUAGUUGAGUUGAUAAAAAACUUAACCUUACUGUGAUACUAAAGUUUGUUUUUGGCACCUUUGCAACUACAA
Molecule: messenger RNA, 860 nt
Organism: Rhododendron vialii
Lineage: Eukaryota; Viridiplantae; Streptophyta; Magnoliopsida; Ericales; Ericaceae
Exons: 6
Coding region: 1-588 (195 amino acids)
Source: RefSeq, a predicted model, not a curated record